This is a messenger RNA of Arabidopsis thaliana (thale cress), 544 nucleotides long. RefSeq lists its product as uncharacterized. The coding region runs from base 1 to 417 and encodes 138 amino acids. The transcript has 2 exons. The record is from RefSeq and is marked reviewed. Lineage: Eukaryota; Viridiplantae; Streptophyta; Magnoliopsida; Brassicales; Brassicaceae.
AUGAUUAGCCAUCGGAAGUGUGAAAAAGUCGCAAAACAGAGAUGUUUGACCCGCGCGGGUUUAAAACGAUACGAUUCUCAACGGGUUGGUAAGGGUUUAUCCGUGAAGUCUCACUACUCCCAGUCGUAUGUUGACAUGGGUUUACUGUUCGAGGAGACACUUACUUACGCUCAGUUCAUGGUAGAGGUUAGGGUUGAUGUUGUUUACGCAAGCGAGCAUGAGUGGGGCGGCAAGAAACUGAUUCGUUCCUUGUUGGUAAGUAAAGAUAAGAUCUCACAUCUGGCGAGGUUGACGACCGAGGACAAGGCCAGCAUCGUCCGUGGACUAGCAGAUCACUUAAUGAAGCAGAGGAGGACUUGGUCAAAGCAGAGAUGGGUUCCUCUGUUGUUCAUGUCGAGAAAAAAGGAAUGGUACUGAUAAAUUUGAUGAGGGUAAGAACACAAAGGUGUUUAGGAAAAAUUAUAAUAGACUCUGAUAUGAAUAAUUGUACAAGAUACAUUCUCUUAUAUAGAGAUGAAAGCGUCGAUUAUCUAGUGAGGGUUAU